AUGUCAAUCACUGUAAACUAUCUGUCCAUUUCCACUCACAAGUGCUUGAACAUGGUUAAUAGCCUCGUUAAGUUAACGCUUGCUGGAGUUGCUGUCGGAUUUCUUGGUUAUUGCAUUUAUUUUGACAGGAAACGACGCAGUGAUCCUGAAUUCCGCUUUAAACUUGCCAAAAGACGAAAAGAACGCGCUCUUGCGGCUGAAAGGUCAUCGAUGCCGGUCCUUCCUCCAUUAAAUGAUAGACGAGCGGUUCAAAAGUUCUUUUUCGACCAGAUUCAACUGGGCGAGGCUGCACUGUCCACUGGCUCAAUUGAUGAGGGGGUUCAACAUUUUGCGUUUGCUAUUGUGUGCAGCCAGUCGCCCCAGCUUUUGCAAGUGCUUCAGCAAUCGCUAAGUCCUGCGAUAUUUUCCAAGCUUGUUGCCGCAUUACCUGGAGUUCAAAAGCCUCUGGUACUUCACUCGAUUUUACUGGUGUGUCUCUGCGCGCUGUGCGGAGCUGUGUCCCGCAACCCAUUCCAAAUGCUGCCAGAUCCUGGCGACGUCUCUGUGGACGUUCUUCAACCUGCCACCCAACCUUCUGUUUGCCACACUCACACGAUCUUGUCGCGCUCGCUCUGGCACCAGCUUCAAGCAGCUCUCCCUGAAAAUUUCGAAGCUCUCCCCUCCGUCGAUGUUACAUUACGAUGCAAGUUGCGUAAAGAAGAUAUCCAGCUGAUUAAGCGUUUUGUAGAGCGCAAUCACGAGUUCCCCAUUCCUUCGGAAGAUACGGUUAACGAGAUAUUUUCGCGAUUUCUGGAACCUCAUGUCCAACCAGAGGAAGGUGUCUCUUUUUUAUACACCUACGCCCUCUACGCUGUGCCUGUUCUUGCUCUGUUCAUUUACCUUAAGUUUGGCUGCAUUUUCCUCACUUCCGUCAUCAUUCUCAGCGUCUCUGCCUAUGAACUCUAUAUUGCUGCUAUUGCAAAGCGUCAUGCCCUCAUAAGUAGAUUACCAUCUGUUCCCGAACAUUGUUUGCCUUAUUCUAAGCAAUCUCUCAUGACAAAAUUUUUAAGCCGGAUCUCUUUCCGUAAUGAAGAACACGAUUGCAAUCGUUAUUUCCAACUUCUAAUGACAAGUCCUUUCUCUGAACUGCGCCCUGAUCGCGUAAUCCUCUCAGUUAUCAGUGAUUUUGUCGAGUCAGUGUUUUCAACUGUGGGAAGAAGUAUCGGUCUGUUUUACAGUAACCUAAACUCGUUUGUGCCCGUGUUUAUUGCUCUUCCCUUGUCCCUGGCUUUUCUUUACUUUACGUGUAGCUCACUUUCCUUUCGUCCAAAAGCCAAACGGCGACGGGCCUUGAACAAGAAUAAGCAACCUCCGUCUUUGACAAAUUAA
Molecule: messenger RNA, 1368 nt
Organism: Mesocestoides corti
Lineage: Eukaryota; Metazoa; Platyhelminthes; Cestoda; Cyclophyllidea; Mesocestoididae
Source: the annotation of a GenBank genome assembly